Molecule: messenger RNA, 1455 nt
Organism: Alternaria atra
Lineage: Eukaryota; Fungi; Ascomycota; Dothideomycetes; Pleosporales; Pleosporaceae
Exons: 4
Coding region: 1-1455 (484 amino acids)
Source: RefSeq, a predicted model, not a curated record
AUGGGGAUCCUGAACCUUCCUCAGUUUCGCUACCAUGGACCUUGGGUUCAGAUGCUAAUUGCUGGCCUUGGUGUUGGUUCCUCUGCUGGUAUUUACGUCGCGCUGAACCUCCUAGGAGCUGGUGGUGGGAAGCCAGAUUCAGCGCAGGUAGUCCAGGUUGUCAAUGCGACACUGUGUGCAGUAUGGUUCUUCUCAUCUUCCUUCGGUGGUUCGAUCUUAAACAAGCUUGGACCUGGUCUCACUAUGUGCAUCGGCGUUCAAACUUACGCUGUGUACGUGGGAUCUCUCUGGUAUUACGAUGAGACAGGUAAGAAAGGCUAUCCAUACGCAGCUGGCCCUAUCAUUGGCAUUGGUGCAGGUAUGGUCUUCAUCACUGCCGGAUACGUUGCAACCGGAUAUCCCGAAGAAAGAGAGAAAGGGUCCUACGCGACAAUACUGAUGAACAUGCAAGCGCUUGGGUCCGUGAUUAGUGGUAUCAUCCCGGUUAUCAUAAACAGGAACUCGGACACCGUUGCUGGCGUUCCAAGAUCAGUGUACAUUGCCUUCAUCGUCAUCAUGGUCAUUGGUGGUUUGCUAUGCCUAGCUCUGCUUCGACCACACAAGCUCACGAGAGAUGAUGGCUCCGUGGUCGCCGUUGAUCGUCCAAGAGGAGUAUGGGAGGAGCUCAGAACAAAUUUGCUAGUUUUCACAGAUCCCGUCCUCCUCAUGAUGUUGCCGGCAUUCUUACCAGCUGAAGGGUUCUUAGUGUACAGCGGAUCAGUCAAUGCUUUCAAUAACAAUCUCCGUACACGCUCACUACUUUCCUUCAUCGCUGUUGUCAUGCAGAUACCAGCAGGGUGGGCAUUGCAAUACGUUCUGGACUACCCAGGGUGGGGUCGCCGCAAGCGCGGACUUAUCGGCUUGACAGGUGUUUGCAUCCCUCUAGUCAUUGCGUGGGUUUGGGAGAUGAUCCGGACUCGAAAGUACGACCGCAACAAUCCGCCUACCAACCCUACAGACUGGGAUGAACCAGAGUUUGGAUGGAUAUUCUUCCUUUUUAUGCUCAACUGGGUCUUCUCACAACUGUGGCAUAACAUUGUCUAUUACUGGAUCGGCGCUCUUACGAACUCUCCCCAGAAACUCACGCACUAUGUCGGUGUCUUUCGUGGCGUGCUCGGAGCGGGCGAAGCGAUUUGCUUCGGUCUGGACAGUAUCAAGAUACCGUUCAUCGCCGAGGCAGGUGGUAUUCUAUUGUUUUAUGUGAUAGGAAUCGCAAGUUUUUACUACUUGGGGGUCUAUCACAUGCAAGACACAAACUACGAUCGAACCGAAGAGGGCGUGGUGAUACCGAACCACAUUCUAGAGAUGGAGGGAAUGACAUCAGGGCGGGAAGUAGGUUCAAGAGACCGGGAAGAAAAAGAGGGCCAUGUCGCAGAAAGUGAAAAGGAUGAGUUGAGUGGCGGGGAGAAGGUCUGA